Messenger RNA from Candidula unifasciata, 1212 nucleotides. Lineage: Eukaryota; Metazoa; Mollusca; Gastropoda; Stylommatophora; Geomitridae. The record is from the annotation of a GenBank genome assembly.
AUGUUGUAUGCAGCAAGAACUAUCAUGCCUCUUUGCAUCGUUUCUGUAGCCAGUGAAAUGGGAUGGGACAAGACAGAAUCAGGAACAGUCCUGUCAGCAUUUUUCUGGGGUUAUACGAUGACACAGUUUUUGGGUGGUUAUUUGAGUGAUAGAGUUGGAGGUGAUGUAGUGCUGCCUAUAGCUGCCUGCAUGUGGUCACUGAUUACAUUCUGGACACCACAGUUUGCCUAUUUGUCCACUGACAAGCAUACAUCCCUGUACAUCAUUGUUUUGUCUAGAGUUUGUCUGGGAAUAUGCCAAGGUUUUCAUUAUCCAGGACUGACUAGCAUCAUAUCUAGGAAAGUUUUAGAGCAUCAGAGAUCUUUCACAUAUAGCAUUGUCUCAUCAGGGUCCUAUGUUGGGACACUUUUUACCGGCGGCAUGGGUUCGAUCAUGCUGGAUCAUUACAGCUGGCCAGUGCCUUUUUAUAUAAUUGGUCUGUGUGGCAUUACUUGGAUGCUUGUCAUGCGAUACAUGUUGAUAGCCAGACACCGCGAAAAACUGGUGCUGGCCUCAUUAGGUGAAGCACCAUUAAUAGAUUCCAGCAAAGUGAAACCGGAGCCAAAGUCAGCAGUGCCAUGGGUGACUCUCUUCACAAAACCAGCAUUUUGGUCAUUAUUGGUUGGUCAUUUCUGUGAAAAUAAUGCAUUCUACAUUCUGCUGUCAUGGAUGCCAACUUACUUUCAUGAGAACUUUCCAACUGCCAAGGGUUGGGUGUUUAAUGUUGUGCCGUGGGUGGUUACAAUACCAAGCACAAUAGGUGGGGGAUGGCUAGCAGAUAAAAUGAUUACCAAAGGUUACACAGUUACUUUUGUGAGGAAAUUAAUGGAGACUGUGGCAUUGUGUGGGACAGCCUUUUUCCUCUUCGUGAUAUCCUAUGCCAGCAGCUAUUUAUCCUGUUUAAUUUGUAUGGCAUUAGCUGUGGCUUGCUGCGGUUUUCAUAACAGUGGUAUUCUGGUCAACCCCCAAGAUAUAGCACCUAAACAUGCAGGGGCAGUUUUUGGUAUCAUGAAUAUGGCUGGUGCUGUUCCUGGUUUUGUGGGUGUCUACAUUGCUGGGCAUAUUCUGGAAACAACAAAGAGCUGGAAUGCUGUCUUCAGCCAGACAGCUGUUGUCUGCAUGUUUGGAUGGGCAGUAUUCAUAGUUUUUGGAACUGGGAAAAAGAUAGUGUAA